AUGAGACUUCUUUUCCUUAGCAGUUUAUAUGCUCUGGCAGCAGCUACCAGUGCCAGUACCAGUGUUCAGACAUGCAAGUGCUUCCCUGGCGAUGCGUGCUGGCCGUCUAAGCAAGAAUGGAGCAGCUUCAAUCGCACAGUAGGCGGCCGUUUGAUCGAGACGGUACCUCUAGGCUCUCCAUGCCAUGCUCCCAAUUAUGAUGAGGCUUUGUGCGCGAAAUUAACCUCCCAGUGGAAGCUUUCAGCAGUGCAUAUCGACUCAUCCUCGUCAAUUCAAGACCCUAUCUAUGCCAACCAAAGCUGUGACCCGUUUACUUCUCACGAUUCACCGUGCCAGCUGGGCAACUAUGUGCGGUAUGCAGUGGAUGUGACCGGCCCGAAAGAUAUUGCGGCAACCAUCCGGUUUGCCGAAAAGAAGAACAUCCGGCUAGUGAUCCGAAAUACAGCACAUGACUACAUGGGUCGUUCGACUGGAGCUGGAGCACUUGCCAUCUGGACCCACCACUUGAAGGACACCAAGGUCAAAGACUGGGCUGAUUCCCAGUACACCGGCAAGGCCAUCAAGAUCGGCGCCGGAGUGCAAGGUUUCGAGGUCGGCCAGGCCCUGACAAAACAUGGAUUGGUUGCCGUGACCGGCGAAUGCCCUACAGUAGCAUACGGUCUAUCCGCCGACAACACCCUGGAGUUCGAAGUCGUGACAGCCGACGGCAAGUUUGUCACGGCCAGUCCAAACUCCCCCCAAUACGCCGAUCUUUUCUUCGCCCUCAGUGGCAGCGGCGCUGGGAACUACGGCGUAGUAGUCUCGGUCACCCUCAAGGCGCACCCAGAGGCCAUGACUAGCGGCGCCGGCUUUACCCUGGACGAUCCUAGCUUGGAUUACCCGGCGAUUGUGAAUGCCUGGCACGCAGCCCUGCCUGACAUUCUGGAUGCAGGUGUAAUGGCCACAUAUUACGCAGAGAACGGCACACUUGUCGUUUACGCCCUCACGGGGUAUAACCGCACGCAGCCCGAUAUGGAAAAGAUCCUAGCACCGUUUGUAAAGUCAGUAGCUUCUUUGAACGUCGACCUGAAGCCUAAAUACACCCAGUUCGACACCUAUAACGAGUUCUACUACGCGUACUUCGGUCCUCUCCCAGUUGGCGUCUUCGGCUCAGCCGGUGAAUACCUCAUGGGAGGCCGUCUACUGCACCGAGAUGCGCUCCAGCACGUUGGCGGCGCGAUCAACGAGACGCUCCAGCUCGGCGUGCGAUUCAUCGGCCAAGCGACCAAUGUCGCGCGCUUCGGCUCUCAGAGCAGAGCUGUCCUACCACAAUGGCGGGACACACUCGUCAUGUCUUCUUAUACCCUCCCUUAUAGCUUUGACGUGCCAUUUUCACAAAUGAAGGCCGAGCAGAACUAUAUCACGGAUCGCAUCAUGCCCAUCAUUCAGAAUGUGACACCCGACGCGGGAGCGUACAUUAAUGAGGCGGAUUUCCAACAGCCUGAUUGGCAAAAUGUUUUCUAUGGUCGGAAUUAUAAGCGGCUGUUGGCGAUUAAAAAGUCGUAUGAUCCCAAGGGGCUGUUUUGGAAUCCGAUCGCGGUGGGGAGUGAGGGGUGGAAGACGCAGAAUGAUGGGAAGUUGUGUCGGGUUUGA
Penicillium robsamsonii is the source of this 1632-nucleotide messenger RNA. RefSeq names its product FAD-binding oxidoreductase. The transcript has 3 exons. The coding region runs from base 1 to 1632 and encodes 543 amino acids. The record is from RefSeq and is a predicted model, not a curated record. Gene Ontology annotation, molecular function: oxidoreductase activity; FAD binding. Lineage: Eukaryota; Fungi; Ascomycota; Eurotiomycetes; Eurotiales; Aspergillaceae.